Telopea speciosissima is the source of this 3125-nucleotide messenger RNA. RefSeq names its product F-box protein At1g78280-like. Gene Ontology annotation, molecular function: protein binding. NCBI's taxonomy places the organism in Eukaryota, Viridiplantae, Streptophyta, Magnoliopsida, Proteales, Proteaceae. The record is from RefSeq and is a predicted model, not a curated record. The coding region runs from base 67 to 3117 and encodes 1016 amino acids. The transcript has 19 exons. Gene Ontology annotation, cellular component: cytoplasm.
GAAGAAUUGGAGACUGGAGGAGAAAAAUUAUAACGAAGUUCAGAUCUUAGAAACACAUAGCCAACAAUGGAGGGCACUCAAUCGCAGGUGAUGGAGGUGAAAGAUCGUAGAACAGUUGCUCUGGGAGAAUUGCGAAUCCUCCCUGAUGAAAUCAUCUGUGCUAUCUUGGAGAAUCUCACACCUCGUGAUGUCGCUCGCCUUGCUUGCGUUAGCAGUGUGAUGUACAUUCUAUGCAAUGAAGAACCACUGUGGAUGGCUGUAUGCCUUAAAAGUGCUAGGGGACAACUUGAGUACAAAGGCUCCUGGAAAGAGACCACGCUGCACCGACAACAAGUACAGCAUGAAUUUGCAGAGCCUUCCAAAAUGACACUGAAUUUUGAUGGAUUCAACUCCUUAUUCCUGUACAGAAGAUUUUACAGGUGUUUUACCACAUUGGAUUCAUUCUCUUUUGAGAAGGGAAAUGUUGAAAGAAAGAAAAACCUCUCUCUGGAGGAUUUUCAUCAUGAGUACGAUGGACAGAAACCGGUUUUGAUAACUGAAUUGGCUGAGACAUGGCCUGCAAGAAGUACAUGGACGCUUGAACAAUUAUUGGUGAACUAUGGAGAUACUGCAUUCAGGAUUUCUCAGAGGAGUUCUAAAAAAAUCAAUAUGAAAUUCAAGGAUUAUGUCUCGUACAUGAAACUUCAGCAUGAUGAGGACCCUCUGUACAUUUUUGAUGAUGAGUUUGGGGAAGUUGCACCAGGUUUGUUGAAAGAUUAUAGUGUGCCUUACCUAUUCCAAGAAGACCUUUUUGAUGUCUUGGAUAGAGAUCAACGACCACCUUUCCGAUGGCUAAUUAUUGGGCCAGAGAGAUCUGGUGCAUCUUGGCAUGUUGAUCCUGCCCUUACCAGUGCUUGGAAUACUCUUUUAUGUGGGCGGAAAAGGUGGGCAUUGUACCCUCCGGGUAGAGUACCGCUUGGUGUCACAGUACAUGUAAAUGACGAAGAUGGUGACGUAAAUAUUGAGACUCCAACAUCUUUGCAGUGGUGGCUUGAUAUUUAUCCCCUGCUUGCGGAUGAAGACAAACCAAUAGAGUGCACCCAGUUACCUGGUGAAACAAUAUUUGUCCCAAGUGGGUGGUGGCACUGUGUGCUCAAUCUGGAAACAACUAUUGCUGUUACCCAAAAUUUUGUCAAUUCAAAAAAUUUUGAAUUUGUAUGCCUGGAUAUGGCUCCUGGUUAUCGUCAUAAAGGAGUUUGUCGGGCUGGAUUGCUUGCUGUUGAUGAAAAUACUUUCAGAAAUGCCAAAGGGAAUGUAUUCCAUGAUGAAGAAUGGUUGACCCACCCAGCAAUCAUGAGGGAAGAGAAGAGAGUCAGAGUUUCUGAAACUGGGGAAGACCCAUGUGUUGAUGAUAAUAAUGAAAAAACUACAAAUGGUUUCUCUAAAUGUUACAGUAACUUGCAAAAUCAGAAUUUCUCUUACAAUAUAGAUUUCUUAUCCAUUUUUCUAGAGGAAGUGAGAGACCACUAUAGCUCCAUAUGGAGUCCAGGCAACUGCAUAAGUGAAAGAGAAAUGAGAGGAUGGUUACACAAGCUUUGGGUUGGAAAACCAGGGAUGAGAAACUUAAUAUGGAAGGGUGCUUGUCUAGCAAUGAACACAGACAAAUGGUCAUCAUGCAUGGCGAAAAUUUGUGCUUUCCAUAAUUUGCCUGCUCCUUCGGAUGAUGAGAGGUUUCCAGUUGGCACAGGUAGCAAUCCUGUUUUCCUCAUUGAUGGCUAUGUAAUUAAGAUUUAUGUUGAAGGAGGGUUGGAAUUUUCUAUCCAUGGUUUGGGCACUGAGCUUGAGUUCUAUAGUCUGCUUUAUAAAGUCAACUGCUCCCUGAAAGAUCACAUUCCAAGUGUUUUGGGAAGUGGAAUUCUCAUCUAUGAAAAUGGGUCUUAUACAACUGUACCAUGGGAUGGAAAUGGAGUUCCAGAUGUAAUUGCCAAGUGCAAUCUGGUUCCAGGGAAGUCUGUGGCAGAUGGUUACCCUUUUGGUGUAUGGAGCAAGCAACAAUUUGAAUAUAGAGAAGCUGGUAUUUCAAUUCAUGAAUUGGUCAAUUCUGUUGCAUGCACAAAGAUAUGGCCAUAUAUAAUUACUAGAAGAUGUGAGGGGGAUAUAUUUGCUCAUUUAAGAGAUGCUCUAUCAUGGGAUGAUGUACUAAAUCUGGCUUCAUUUUUGGGAGAUCAACUACGGAAACUUCAUCUCUUGCCCUUGCCUUCAUUACCUGAUUCUAUUUAUUCAGACAAUGAAAAGAAGACGAAUUUGUCUUCAAUGAAUUCUAUUCUGGGGGUCACUCAACACUCCAGUGUUCCAGUAGAAUGGGGUCUUUUCAUUGAAACUCUCACUAGGAAGAAAAAGGAUGUCUCAAGCCGCUUGGUCAGAUGGGGAAAUCCAAUACCUAGCAGCCUGAUAGACAAAGUAGAAAAGUACCUCCCUGAAGAUAUUGCAAUGUUGAUAAAUUUGUCUAAGGAUGAAAAUGGCCUACACAAGUCUCCUACCUGGAUACACAUGGAUAUUAUGGAUGAUAAUAUUCAUAUGGAACCAUAUUUUCUUGGUUCUUGCUUGAAUGAGAAUGUGCCCUGUUCUAAUGGGGCUAUGGAUUGCAAUAGUGGCAAUGGAGAGCAGAGAAAAUGGCGCCCCAGCCACAUUCUCGACUUCAGUGACCUGUCUAUAGGUGAUCCACUUCUUGAUUUGAUUCCUAUACAUGUGGAUAUCUUCAGAGGGAAUUCGGUUUUACUUAAGCGGUUUUUAGAAAGCUACAGACUUCCCUUUGUGAGAAGGAUAUCACAGGAUGAACCAGAGGGAAGUCAGAAUAAGUUUAGACGAACCUCCUACCAUGCCAUGUGCUACUGUAUCUUGCAUGAUGAGAACAUAUUAGGAGCUAUAUUUAGCCUAUGGAAAGAAUUGGGGUCUGCAAAUUCAUGGGAAGAGGUUGAAGAAGCUGUCUGGGGUGAUUUGAACAAGUAUGAAAAGUCCCUGCUGAAAAAAUUAGGAUCUGUUAAAUAUGCUGCAGCUGACGGGAAGUGGUGUUUUCAACUGCUAUUUGUAGCGCCUUAUUUUUCUUAUAAAUUUUUUGUUAAUUUUAUUUUAUCCUAAGCCUAUAU